CGCUUCAACGCGCGGUUCCGGUAGUCUUUGCAAACCUUGGAGGUUGUGAUUUAAGCAAUGCCGAUUUUAUUAAUUGAUUUGCAAACACGAAGAAAGUUCGGCGGAUAAUUUGUGGGCCGUUAAUUAAGAGCCCUUGAUUUUUACGUUGAGAAAUCUUAACGUAAUUUACUUUUAACCUGCCGCUGGGGGCAUCGGAGAGAAACGCCUGCGUCUCUAUAUAAGGCAUUUCCGGCCUCGUUGCGGGCCUUUUUUCCUGUUAGCGCUCGGCGGUGACCGUCUGCGCUCCUCUUUUCCUCCGCUGCCUUCCAGUUCCCUGUCAGCCGUCGCCAUGGGUUUUGGAGACCUGAAAAGCCCCGCCGGCCUCCAGGUGCUCAACGACUACUUGGCGGACAAGAGCUACAUCGAAGGGUAUGUUCCAUCACAAGCAGAUGUGGCAGUAUUUGAAGCAGUCUCCGGCCCACCACCUGCCGACUUGUGUCAUGCCCUACGUUGGUAUAAUCACAUCAAAUCUUACGAAAAGGAAAAGGCCAGCCUGCCAGGAGUGAAGAAAGCUUUGGGCAAGUAUGGCCCUGCUAAUGUGGAAGACACCACAGAAAGUGGAGCUACAGAUAGUAAAGAUGAUGAUGACAUUGAUCUCUUUGGAUCUGAUGAUGAGGAGGAAAGUGAAGAAGCCAAGAGGCUAAGAGAAGAACGCCUUGCACAGUAUGAGUCAAAGAAAGCCAAAAAACCAGCACUUGUUGCCAAGUCUUCCAUCUUAUUAGAUGUGAAACCUUGGGAUGAUGAGACAGAUAUGGCAAAACUAGAGGAGUGCGUCAGAAGCAUUCAAGCAGACGGCUUAGUCUGGGGCUCUUCUAAACUAGUUCCGGUGGGGUAUGGAAUUAAAAAACUUCAAAUACAGUGUGUAGUUGAAGACGAUAAAGUUGGAACGGAUAUGCUGGAGGAGCAGAUCACUGCUUUUGACGAGUAUGUGCAGUCUAUGGACGUGGCUGCGUUCAACAAGAUCUAAAAUCCAUCGUGGAUCAGUGCUCUUAAAUAAAAGCUUGAAAGACA
Molecule: messenger RNA, 1050 nt
Organism: Globicephala melas (long-finned pilot whale)
Lineage: Eukaryota; Metazoa; Chordata; Mammalia; Artiodactyla; Delphinidae
Gene: EEF1B2
Product: eukaryotic translation elongation factor 1 beta 2
Biological process (GO): translational elongation
Cellular component (GO): cytosol; eukaryotic translation elongation factor 1 complex
Molecular function (GO): guanyl-nucleotide exchange factor activity; translation elongation factor activity
Source: RefSeq, a predicted model, not a curated record